ACAGUGAGAAUGGGCAGAUGUGCGCAAUUAAAGAAGUGAAAGUUGUUGCAGAUGACCGGACAUCCAAAGAGUGCCUUAAGCAGUUGAACCGGGAAAUCACAUUGCUCAGUCAAUUUUCACAACCAAACAUUGUUCGGUAUUAUGGGAGUGAACUGGUACCUGGAUUUGUUACACAUGAGUUGAAAUUUGCUCUUUCAAAUUAAUGGUGUGUGAUUGCCAAGUUUGUCAUGUCACAUAACAUUUCUUUGUAUUUUUUGCUUACGGAGAAGAGACGCUCUCAGUUUACUUGGAGUAUGUUUCUGGGGGUUCCAUUCAUAAACUGUUGCAAGACUAUGGAUCGUUUAAGGAGGCUGUUAUUCAAAAUUAUGCUAGGCAAAUUCUAUCUUGCCUGGCCUAUUUGCAUGCAAGAAACACCGUGCAUAGGGAUAUUAAAGGAGCAAAUAUAUUAGUUGACCCCAAUGGUGAAAUCAAGCUUGCCGAUUUUGGCAUGGCAAAACAUAUUACAUCAUAUUCUUCAAUGCUAUCUUUCAAGGGAAGCCCGUAUUGGAUGGCACCUGAGUUGGUGAUGAAUACAAAUGGCUACAGCCUUGCAGUAGAUAUAUGGAGCCUGGGUUGUACAGUUCUUGAAAUGGCCACAUCAAUGCCACCUUGGAGUCAAUAUGAAGGGGUUGCUGCAAUAUUUAAGAUUGGAAAUAGCAAAGACAUGCCUGACAUUCCUGAUCACCUGUCAACUGAAGCAAAAAGUUUUGUUAGGCUAUGCUUGCAGCGAGAUCCUUCUGCACGGCCUACAGCAUCUCAACUUCUUGAGCACCCUUUUGUUAAAGACCAAAUUCCAACAAAAGUUGCCCACAAUGUGAAUAUAAUCAAUCAAGUACAUCCGAGGAGUUGUGAUGGAAAUUGCACACCGCCGGCUCUGGAAUUUCCACCCAACGGAAGAAACACUGCUUCUCUUGAUGGAAGGGAUUAUUCAGUCAAACCCGUGGUAACCAACUCUAGAGCCACGACCAGUUCAGGAAGAGAGAAUGCAAAAGCUGUGACAUCAUUGCCCGUGUCACCAUGUUCAAGUCCUCUAAGACGUAAUGCACAUAGAAUCAGUUAUCUUUCUCCUCCACACCGAUCUUACCUUCAAAUUGGUGGCGAAAUAGGAAACAACCAUAAUGAUUACCCAACCUUUGGACCAAGAGCCAACAGAAGGAACAACUUACUGGAUACAUCGCUUGAGAUUCCACCCUACAGAAGAACUCAAACGCCAGGUAGAUCUUCAAGAACAUCACCCUUUCUCUAGUUCAUUCUUGUUUUUAAACACCCCCCCACCCAUCCACCCCCCCACCAAGUUUAGUGGUGCAAUUUGAAGUGCCAAUACUUUCGAUUAGAGCCUCUUUUGCCUUCUGUUUAUGGGAAAAGGUGGCUAAAGUGUGUGUAUUUUUGGAGGGGAAUCAUCAGGCUUUGUGGUUGCAUCAAGAUAGUCUUAUCUUACAACUUAUUAGCCACAACCCCCUUUUUUUUGUAAUGUGUACGUUGUUUCUUUCCCUGUCAAAUAGUGCUAUGAAAUGUAAAUGAAAUGCAUAACAUAGAAUACAAAGGGUCAUUGGUAAUUUAGAUGAGCACUUAAUGGUUCAGACUGUUUGUUUCAGCCUCUUAAUGGUUCAGAUGUCUGAAUGGUUAAGAGAUUUGCCUCUGAAUGACUGAUUUGGUGUUUACCACUUGUAAUGGGUAAUUGACAUGUGCUAAUGGGACCAAGUUACAUUCUUUGUCUUGUAAUUAAGUGAUUUUAAUGUAUUUUUGCAGCAAUGGUAUACUAUGGGUAUGAAGCUGGAUUUAGUUGUAGACUUUUGAGGCUAUGAUGAUACACUAUAUAUUUACUCUUAAUGAGCAUACUGAAAUUAAGGAAAUUGAUCCGUAUCUUGACGUGGCUCCAUGGAUGGCAGGAGCAGCCAUGGCGUUAUCAUAACCUUUUUC
Molecule: messenger RNA, 1959 nt
Organism: Cuscuta campestris
Lineage: Eukaryota; Viridiplantae; Streptophyta; Magnoliopsida; Solanales; Convolvulaceae
Source: the annotation of a GenBank genome assembly